UUAACAGAAAGAGUAGCUAGCAAAAAAUACGGCUUUACCCCAAACACAAUGUGGUAGACGCUGCUCGGCCCCAGUUGUCAACACAGCAAGCGGACGGACGAGCAGCACAUCGAACGCCAAUGCACAUCAACGUUAACAUUAACAGCAGCAACAAUAACAAUAACAACGUGAAUAUCAAAAGCAACAAUAAUAACAAUGAAACAAUAAUUAAAAUAAAUGGUUUAAUGUAAGUGCCUAACGAGCCCUAGCGAGUGUGCCCCACACCACCAGCACUACCAUCAGCAACCUCCCUCUAACAUUCACCUGACGCCAUUGGAGCAGCAGUAAUGAGUUGCCAGCGUAUAAAUCAACACAAAGGCCGAAAUAACAAAAACAAGAAGAAGACCAUCGUAAAGAACAAACAUUCAAAAAUCAAAACAAAACAAGAAGCGACGACGGCGACGACACACACAAAGACAUCGAACCCGGUGAGAGAACUUCUGACUCAAAAUUUUAGACAAAUAAAGAAAGUAAGCUGCCAGUGGAAAUUAGGCCAACACAUUUGCAACGCCAAGCAAACGUUCGCCUACAGCAAACAGCAAUCAACAAGCAACAACCAACAAGCAACAACAACAACAAUAAAGACAUAGAGAACGCCGCCUUAUUCAUGAAACCUUAGCCAUAAGAAACAGCAAGCACCAGCAGCAACAACAACAACACCAAAAGUUACCUCAAAAUGGAUUUUCUGGCCAAUUUCAUCAAAAAUCCGCAAACAAUGUUGUCCACUUACAUCGAUCUGGACUAUUCGCUCUGGCUUUAUCGCUUUCUAACGCCACUGAUUGUCACAUUCCUCCUGCCGCUCGUCUUCGUCGCUCUCAUCUACAUAUCAUUUUUGGUUCUCUUCAUCUACAAGCUGCACAGGCAGGUUAUUAUGCGAGCGGUGCAAACGGAUCGAAACUUUUGGCGCGUCGGCCGCAAGAUUGUGGCUGCAAUUUGGGAUGCACACGCGCGCAUUUAUCAUGGAUAUGAGGUGAUCGGUCUGGAGAAUGUGCCGCAGGAGGGACCAGCGCUGAUUGUCUACUACCAUGGGGCGAUACCCAUUGAUAUGUACUAUCUAAAUUCACGGAUGUUGCUGCAGCGCGAGCGUCUCAUCUACACGAUUGGCGAUCGAUUUCUGUUCAAGCUGCCUGGCUGGGGCACCAUUUCCGAGGCGUUCCAUGUCAGUCCCGGCACGGUGCAGUCGUGUGUGAGCAUAUUGCGCGAUGGCAAUCUGUUGGCCAUCUCACCGGGUGGCGUCUAUGAGGCACAGUUCGGUGAUCAUUAUUAUGAGCUGUUGUGGCGCAAUCGUGUCGGUUUCGCCAAAGUGGCCCAGGAGGCCAAGGUGGCGAUAAUACCAUGCUUUACACAGAAUUUGCGCGAAGGCUUUCGCCAGGUGGGCAUCUUUCGCACGUUCUUCAUGCGUUUGUAUAACAAACUGCGCAUACCCGUCUAUCCCAUUUACGGCGGAUUUCCGGUCAAGUUUCGCACAUAUCUGGGCAAGCCCAUACCCUAUGAUGAGAACUUGACGCCGCAAGAGCUGCAAGUUAAGGUGGCCACCGCCAUUGAGGAUCUUAUUAAUCGGCAUCAGCGUCUGCCUGGUAGCAUACUUUUGGCGCUAUUGGAUCGCCUGCCAGCAUUUAAACGUCAUCGCAAGAAUUCAGUUUGCAGCCCCGUCAAGGAUAAAGCGGACUGAGGCGCUGCAGCCAGGCUGGCAAGCAGGCAGGCAUAUUACCAAUAAAUAAAAAAAAACAUCUCUGGAAUUUGAUAAUAAGAAGAACUGUGUUAAUUGGACUAAUAACUAAAGCAAAUAUCAAAUCCGUGGGCAUUGAACAUUGAACAUGAUCAUCGAUCGAUCAUCGAUUGUAUGCCAUAAGACUUCGUUCCAUGUGUACUUCAUUAUAAUUAAUAUUAUGUAAUGUCUAAAUUAAUGUCGUAACUAUUACUACUAAUACUACUACUACACUACGUCUACGUCCUCCGUCUAGUUGUAACGUGAGUGUAUCCAAUUCGUUCGUUUAAGUGACAACAGUGACAACUAGUGCAAUAAACCGCCUUGUAUAGCUCGUAA
Messenger RNA from Drosophila grimshawi, 2086 nucleotides. RefSeq names its product transmembrane protein 68. The transcript is spliced from 4 exons. Bases 716 to 1711 code for a protein of 331 amino acids. Gene Ontology annotation, cellular component: membrane. NCBI's taxonomy places the organism in Eukaryota, Metazoa, Arthropoda, Insecta, Diptera, Drosophilidae. Gene Ontology annotation, molecular function: acyltransferase activity. The record is from RefSeq and is a predicted model, not a curated record.